Populus nigra (black poplar) is the source of this 1507-nucleotide messenger RNA. Its product is annotated as protein WEAK CHLOROPLAST MOVEMENT UNDER BLUE LIGHT 1-like. Lineage: Eukaryota; Viridiplantae; Streptophyta; Magnoliopsida; Malpighiales; Salicaceae. The record is from RefSeq and is a predicted model, not a curated record. Bases 94 to 1431 code for a protein of 445 amino acids. The transcript has 2 exons.
UUCGUUAAAAUGCAUCUCAUGUUUCAUCCUUGACUAACAAAUCUAUCUCAAUUUAUAUAUAUAUAUAUAUAUAUAAGAAAAUUGUACCGAGCCAUGGAGCUUGAACUGGGGCUCAAAAUCAUCCGCAGUAGAGAUGAUAUCAGCUCCUUCACUGACCUUCGGAUUGCUAAAGAUCAUGCCGGUCCUCUUUUCUUUUCUAGAGAAACCGAGAACAUGUUCACCCUUAUUGGAUAUCUCAAAGGUUUUAGAAAGGAGAAUACUGACAUCAAGAUUAAUGAAGAUGGUGAUCGGAUCUCAAUUAGUGGGAAGAAGCCAGUUCAGGAGAUGGUGUUGAUAGGGUGGAUUAUGCACAAAAAAGAGGUUGAGUUACGGUCAUUCCGGAAGGCCUUCCGAAUUCCUGAUGGGGUCGUUUUGGAUAAAAUCAAGGCAAGAUUCAAUGAUGAAGAAUCGACUUUGACGAUUAUUCUUCCGAAAUUGGUGAAAGGAAUUCUUGAUGUUGAGCUAGAGGAAGUUAAGGGAGAGGAGGUUGAUAAAGGGAGAGGUGAAGCUACACAAGCUGUAGCUGACAAGGCACCUGAAGGAGAGAGUAGGGAGCCAGAGUUGAAGAGGGUGGAACAAAGUGACCAAGCUUUGCAAAAUAAAAGGGUUGUUGAGCAAAAGGCUGAUGCAGCUGAAAUAGUGCCUGAAAGAGUUGUAGAUACAACGUUACAAAAGAAACUAGAGCCUAAGGAUCAAAGCGAAUUAGAAGAAGCCACUCCUGAAAAGGCAGAACCUCCUUCUACUACCACCGCCGCUACAUAUCAGGAAACAGUAAUCAAGAAACCUAAGCUAGUUUUGCCUGAGAAAGAGAUCGAACACCAAGAGUCAAAAAAGGCCGCUCCAGCUGAAGAAACUAGAAGCGAGGAGCUUCCCGGUUUGAAAGAGCAGGGGAAGAAACUGGAAACUCCAGAGGCCAAGAGCACUCGUGAAGAAACGUUGGAAGAACACCCUCAUGGACCAGAGCGCAAUCAAUUGACAGAAGCUGUCAUGGAUCAAGAGACUAAACCACCAGAAGUGUCAAACCAACCAUCAGCGCAAGCUGAUCAAGGACAUACAGAAGAAGCAAAUCAUGUAGUCAAGACUGAAAUAUCACACGAAUCAGAAAAGCGGGAAACAGAAACAAAUGUUCAAGAACCAACGAUACCCGAACCUGAUCAGGAAAAAAAGCUGGCUGAAACUCCACAUCCUGCAUACAAGUCAAGAAACAAUGAGGCCCAAGGAAGCAAAGAAAGCCAUGGAAUAGGAAAUGAUAUCAAAGAAGCAGCAACGAAUAGAAAGAAUCCUGUUUCAAGAAGAACCAAGCUAUGUCCUCCUCUUGUUGUUGCAGGGUCGGCCAUUCUCGUCUCUAUCGUAGUGUUUGUCAUUGGUUGGAUUAGAGCUAAGAAAAGAUGAAUUAUAUGUAAGACACUGGCUUUACUUGCUUUGUUAUUGCUGAAAACAAUAAAAUCUAGUGCAUCAAGUAAGCUAA